AUGUCGUACAGUAUAACUGCCAUCGCCAGCAAGACGCUCCCUGGAAAUAUUCAGCAGCUUGUGGAGGACGCUGUGAAGGGACUUCCCGUCGAGAUUGUGACGAGCACUGUUUUGGCUGCCACCAAGGCUAUAGACUUUUCAUUUGAAAGCGACAAAUUUGACGAGGUGAAAGAAAAGCUCAAGUUGGUCAAGAUCCCAGAUGUGGAUCUAGAAGUGCUUAAAAACGGCCCUGCUCGGAAGAACAAGAAGCUUGUUGUGUUUGAUAUGGACUCCACUCUGAUCUACCAGGAGGUCAUAGAACUCAUUGCGGCCCAGGCAGGAGUGGAAGACGAGGUUGCCAGAAUUACAAACCUGGCGAUGAAUGGCGAAAUCGACUUCAAAGAGUCGCUCAGAAGACGGGUGGCAUUGCUAAAGGGAAUACCCUCUGCAGACCUCUGGGGCAAGCUUAAACCCCAGCUCAAAAUCACUAAGGGAGCCAGGGAGCUUUGUGCUACCUUGAAGAAAAAUGGCUGUAUAUUGGCAGUUUGUUCCGGUGGCUUUCUGCCUUUGGCUGAAUACAUAAAGGAGCAGCUUGAUUUGGACUACGCUUUUGCCAAUCAGCUGGAAACGGAGGUUGUGGACGGCAAAGAAGUCCUCAGUGGAAAACCAAAAGGCGAAAUCGUUGACGGUUUCAAAAAGAGAGCAGUAUUAGAGAUUCUUGCUGAAAAACAUCAAAUAGAUAGGGCCUACACUGCUGCUAUCGGUGACGGAGCCAACGACUUGCUGAUGAUGGCGAGAGCAGGUCUCGGUAUAGCUUGGAACGCCAAGCCAAAAGUGCAACUAGAGGCAGACUGCCGACUUAACACAGACUCCUUGCGAGAUGUGCUGUACAUUUUUGGAUAUAGAGACGAAGAUAUAUAA
Messenger RNA from Ogataea angusta, 900 nucleotides. RefSeq lists its product as uncharacterized. The coding region runs from base 1 to 900 and encodes 299 amino acids. Lineage: Eukaryota; Fungi; Ascomycota; Pichiomycetes; Pichiales; Pichiaceae. Gene Ontology annotation, molecular function: L-phosphoserine phosphatase activity; magnesium ion binding. The transcript has a single exon. Gene Ontology annotation, cellular component: cytoplasm. Gene Ontology annotation, biological process: dephosphorylation; L-serine biosynthetic process. The record is from RefSeq and is a predicted model, not a curated record.